UCGCCGAGGUGGUGUCGUGUUUCGUUUCCUUUGUCGAUCGUCGCGUGGCUUCACCACCCCUUCCCGAUUUUAUAUGUAUCUCGCGGCGGUGCCCACCCUGAUCCGCGACGAUCGGACCGACUAGUCUCGCGCGAGCCAGUGGUGUGUGCCCUAAGUGCAAUAGAUUAAGAGCGGGAUUUCACGCAAUCGUGCGUCCCCUUGGAUACGUACGAGAUUAUGGAUUGGGCAGUAAAGGCGCGCAGAACGUAUAAAGCGAAUCGUUGCGUGAGCGGGGGCGGGAGCCGCGGAAACGGUGCAACCGGUGCGACCGGGGCAACUGGAGCGACCGGAGGCGGAGGGCUCGGCAGCGGAGCAGCGGUCGCGGGCCGCGGCUGGGCCGGGGGAGGGUGCGGCGGCGGCGGCGGCGGCGGCGGCGGAGGCGGCGGCGGGGGCGGCGGCGGCAGCCCCGGCAGGGGCGUACUAGACGGGGGGGCGCCACCACCGACCACCGGCCAUCACCACCACCACCACCAUCACCACCACCAUACCACCACCACCACUACCACCACCAGGCACUACAGGCACAAGCUGCCGGCGGGGAAGCAGUGCACCGAGCACCGGCAUCACCCCCACCACCACCGGCAUCACGUUCACCAUCGCUCCCACCACCGUGGCAUGAACAUGGGCCAAAAGAUUUCAGGAGGCGUGAAGAGCGUGACGCGCGAAAGCGGCGCUGGCACCGGCGGUGGCGUCGGUGUCGGGGGUGGAGGCGCCGUCACGUACAAACCCGUCGUCCCCAGGGAACUGGCCCAGGACUUUUCAAGGCCUGCGCGUCUCGAUGUGCUCCUCGACAUGCCAUCAGUCUCCAGGGAGACUCAGGUCCACCACAGCUGGAACGCCGACGACCGGAGUCUCAACAUAUUCGUCAAGGAUGACGACAAACUGACCUUCCAUCGACACCCAGUCGCACAAAGUACGGACUGCAUAAGAGGGAAGGUGGGAUACACGAAGGGCAUGCAUGUCUGGGAACUGCAUUGGAGCACAAGGCAACGAGGCACCCAUGCAGUGGUUGGCGUCGCGACAGCCAACGCCCCAUUGCAUAGUGUUGGGUACCAGAGUUUAGUGGGCAACAACGAGCUUAGCUGGGGAUGGGACCUGGGAAGGAACAAGCUCUACCACGACUCGAAGAACAACAAUGGCGUCACGUACCCCGCCUUGCUGAAGCCCGACGAGACGUUUAUCGUUCCUGAUAAGUUCUUAGUGGUACUGGACAUGGACGAGGGCACGUUAUCCUUCGUGGUGGAUGGCCAGUACCUGGGAAUAGCGUUUAGAGGCCUGAAGGGGAGGAAGCUGCAUCCCAUCGUCUCCGCAGUCUGGGGACACUGCGAGAUCACGAUGAAGUACAUCGGCGGCCUUGAUCCCGAGCCUCUACCCCUGAUGGAUCUCUGUCGAAGAGUGAUCCGACAGCGGAUCGGCAAGCACCGACUAGAGGAGAAGAUCAACGAGUUGAACCUGCCCCAGGCGAUGAAGACUUAUCUCCUCUACCGGGACAGGAGGUAACCACAGGGUGCCACCGAUGAAGAUUCAGCGUUAACGAUCACGACUACGACUAAGACCACCACGCGAUAUCGAUUACUAUCUGAACGCACAGGGGACCGCCCGACAACCCCUUCGCACGCGAUUGACCACAGCCCACUGAUAGCCGCGUGUCUCCACGGAGGAAGCGAAACGCGACGCGUUGACACGUUCAACGACAGAAGCUAGAGAGCCGAGCAAGUAGAUAGGAUUCCAGGUUAAAAGAGGGAAACGAGGGAAUAGAGAGCAGGCAAGCAGCGAGGGAGUGCGACAACUCGGUCGUCGAGGCCUCAGUCGUUCGUCCGUGCGAAAGGCCGGGUCGGACAGGUCGAGACGAAGAGUUCGAAGCCGUCCUGAAGAGCCGUCAGUCGUUGCCACUGACGGCCACGUCGAGCGAAUCGCGAAUUAGACCCUGGCGAGGGUCGACACCGACCCUGACGGGACGCGUUGGGGAACGUCAAUGAGGAGAGCGAGGCGACGAGUCGAACGACUGGCUCGACGAGGCAGGGACCUAGCGAAUUAUUAGGUGAUAUUGUUGUUUUAUGUUGUCUAUGCGAUUAAAAUCGUAGAGCGUUUAUUGAUUGUUAUAUUGCACCGUUCGCGCGGCGGUUGGUAGCCUUGCGCAUCAAGCGGACCCGCGGUAUUUCUUUUCCUUUUUAGUUUCUGCGUUGUUCGAGCGCUCUCGAGCGAGGCCAAUGUGAGGUUAGGUGAGAGAAGGGAAGUAGAGAGAUGGAGUAACGGUCGAGGAAUAGGAUGAAGGGAGACACGUGGCUCGGGGUCCAGGAUCCGGACACUCUCGAGGGCCUCGCCGAUGAAAAGUCAGACUUGGGCGACCCUGGAGGACUUAGUCAUUGGUCACUUCGUGCUCUGAGCUCAUCCGGAGAGCUGCGAACGGGGAGCGGGCUUGCUCUAGUCCGACCUCGACGAAGGGAACACAAAAGACGACGACUGCACCGACGACGAUGACGAGGACGAAGAGGAACCGCGACGCCGACUGUCGCGCAAGGACUCCAACGCCCAGGACCGUGGAUGUGUCAGAUGACGGAAGCAGCCGAACAGCCACCUUUCACGGAUUCAUUUUUUCCAAGUAUUUUUUAAGUGCGAUAGGUCUAAAGAAGUAAUUAGUGGUGCGCGUGUAUCGUGAUCUAGGAUGGAAGAAACGGAAAAAGGAGAGGAAGAGUACGUCGCGGUACUGCGAGUGGCACGCGGUAUUCGAGCAAUUGUGUAAGAUUAAUUAGACGAACCGAUAAUAUAGAAGGCGGUCCAGCCCUUUCGCCGUCAGGCCCGGAAUGGGAUGGACUCGACGAGGAGGGAACGUCUCGAUAAGACCAGAGGAUCCGGAAGUGCGCACCGAGGUUAAAAUGCUGACGUAGGGGGAAAAGAUUACCUUGGCUAAGUAAUAAUGUUAAUCGGAGGAGAGACACGCCUACUACUACUGCUAUUACUGCUGCUAGGCGGACAUGUAAGCGACUCAGCACACGGGCAUUGACAGGAUAUUCCAAACACGAAUUAAAACUGUCAUCGAUCGAGAGCCGCGCUACUCUCCGUGUAAUCCGACGACGGCGCCGAUUGUCGGGCGUGUAACUACUACUACUAUUAGCAUGACAACUUAUGACUGGUCCCUAGUAACUUUAACUCUUGCGUUUGUCCCUUCUGUCGACACGCCGUCGCGCCAUUCGAUUUGUACAUAAUACUACAUUAAUAUGCCGUCGACGAGUGUCCUUGCGCGGUGAUCUCGCGAUACUCUCAGGUCGGUGGACGGCCACGAGCGAUACGUCCGAGCCUUCGGAUUUAAUCGCACGUCGGGAUGCUUACGGUGCUCGACAUGUCGAGCCUUCUCGACCUAUCCUCCUCCGUGCUCUCCGGCUUCUAAAGGCGAGCAACUUCGAAAAAUUAGUCGGCGUCCGACGUGUCUUCCAAAUUACUCGGUUUGCGUCGAGGCGCGCUUCACGUUUAUGCGUGAAUCUAAUUGUUGAAUCUGUUCCUAGACCGAAUCGUAAUCUCGCUGAUACAAAACUUGUAAUCUUGCACGAAUGGCUGCAUACAUACCAUACUCACUGAACAACUUGAACCAUUUUGUCAUCACCGAAAAUUCGCUUCAAUGAUACAUGAUAUCACAUGAGUAUGUACCUAACGACAUCCAAAGGACAUUUUUCUGUCUCAUGGUCCAUUGUUUAUGCUGGAAGCGCAUUUAUUUAAAGCGAUGGACAGUGCUCCUGAAAUCGCAUUAAGCGCAGGUGAAUUAAAAUUUACGGGAAUGUGUGGUCACUUGAGACCUAUUGUGUAUGUUUUGUGACAUUAGCGAGAGGACGGAAACGUUAAAGAACAGCGAUUGUAACUGAAAUGUCGCCAUGUCCGCCCGCGCAACCGGAUCCCCUUCCCCGUUUCGACGACGUGUACCGACAAGAGUGAAAACGAAAGAAGCACGUUCGAAAAGCUCUGGUACUUCUCGGCCCUUAACGAGAGGGCCUGGUCGAGGAGAGAGCGAGUCGAGGAGGGAGCGAGUCGAAGAGGGAGCGAGUCGAGGAGGUCGUUGGGGCGAGGCUCGAGCACCAUGCCCUCCCGUCCACGUUAGACCACUCAUAAUUUGUCGUAUUUUAUAGAAUUAUACGAAGCCUCCGAGCCUCGUCAUUCAUCCUGGACGAGCGUGAGCGUCCCGUAUUCACAGGCUCGCCUUGUCCGCGAUGAAGGGCCGAGAGGAGCGCGAGCCUAAAAGCAACAAAGCGCAUAAUAGUAUAAAUUCUAGGUUACACCCAGAGAAAGAGAGGGAGGGAGAGAGAAAAUGGGAGAGAGCAAGUGAGCGAGUGAAAGCGAGCGAAAGAAAGAGAGAAACCACGAGAGCGGACGUACCGCAUGUCCAGCUCGGUGCAUAGAGAACAGACGACGCGCGGCCACGUGCGUUUGACAGCGCAACGGAUGAGGCCCCUGCCCGGUGCGCGCAUGCGCACUUACCCUAGCGCGCUGUUAUCGCGACACUAUUUUAUAAAAUCUAGGGCGCACGUCGCAUCGCGAGAAUCGAGGACAGGACAAAUAGAGUUAGAAUAUUGUACAUAUUAUUAUUGUAUUAAUAUUAUUAUAUCAAUUGAUAGUUUAAUUAAUUAAGCGAUUAUCGUGUUAGUCGGCAUAAUGUGGAUUCAUUUUAUAUGGUAGGUUCGCGACGCGCCGGGUGAUACCGGCGCGAAUGUGAGUAUUUUCACUUGCGGAAAGAAAGCGCAAGAUGGCGGCGGGUGGACGCUUGCCGCGCAGCUUGUAAGACACCUAUAGACGAAUGUGAAUCACGAGGACAAGAGAAAAAGAAAGAAUUACGGACGCGCCCAACGGUCCAACGUAGGGUCCAGGGCCGCGCGCGCUCUUCCUAUAAUUUUAAACGCCUCGAUGAGUAAACCAAUAAACUAAUAAUGAAAGAAAUAAACAUGGAAACGAACUCGUGUUUUUAUACAUACAUUCGACGGUGCACUCGAGUCUCUCUUUAUUUGUCGCUCUUCCCUGAUUUUUCUCACGCUUUCUUUCUGCUUCACUUCAUCCCGCUUCGUUCUCUUUUUUUUUAUCCCCUUGGUAAGAACACGGCGCGUGUUCGCCCAUUAAUUUUCGCUCACGGCGUAACACCCUCGCUUGUUUAAACCUUGCUCCGUAUUCAUAUAUUCCGACGCUCAAGAUACAUCUAAAAAAACGUCUACAAACUGCGCAUGCGGUAGAAGGUAUUCAGGUGGCGAUUCAAGUUGUAAUAACCGAGACACUGAAUUAUGAGAAAAUGAAAGUAACUCUGCUUCUAACGUCGCAUUGACACCGAGUUUAAUUCCUACUAUUAUAUGAUUAUUGUAUCGAAAUCUUUGUUAAGUGACACAAUUGGCCUUUUAGUUGUCGGAAUUAUUCCUUUCUAUGCCUUAACGUUAGUUGCGUGUUUCGAUCUACGUUGUCCAUCUUUGUUGCCGAAUCUUGUAUGUCUCUUGAACGCGAAUCUGGAACCAGGUCGGAAAAUGACACUAAUAUUGAGAUUAAGGAUCACUUCCGAGGACUAAAGUCAUAAAGUCACUUGACAAUGGCGAUUGGAAACCGACCCUUGCGUGGGUACUUAUGGCAUAAUUGGCAUUGCAUUUUAACGAGUUAUUGACAGCGCAUCGUCUCUCUCGCUCUUCCGGCUCAAUAAUGAAGAGUCGACUCGAGAGGCGAAGAACUCAUUUGUCCUCGUCGCUCUCUCUUCUCGCUGUGAUCCUUUCUUUCUCUCUUUUCACCCAAAAAUGGCUGCGGAGGGGCGUCGGUCAGGGUCGGCGAUUUUGACACGAGAUCGCUAAAGGAACUGUGCCAUUUUUUUAAUAAGCGGUGUCUGAUAAAACGACCGAUCGGGCGAGCCGGCUCGGCUGAAAAAAAAAUCUACUCGCGCGUGUCACUCGCUUCGCUUUCAAGGCUCGCUCGAACGACUCGCUCGGUUCGGCACUCGACCCGCGCGAUAUUGUUUCUGGGCCGUGUGUACAUAGUAAUACUUUUGUAACGAUAAUCUAAUUACUAAAUGAGAGUGCUAAGAAAGUGAAGAUUAAAAAUCGCAGCGUGCGACAUUACGAAGUGAGAACAGAAACGGUGGGAAGUAGGGAGCGGCGAAAUUAGGUAUUAUGUGUCUUGCGAAUCGCGAAUUCGUCAGCAUGCUCUUAUUCGGUGCUAAUUUCAUUUCUUUCGAUUAAAAGAAAAAAGGAAAAAAAAAAGAAGUGCAUAAUACAUUACGGGAUCUUGACCUCACUUUUGGCAGUUCGUAAGUAGCGAAUUAAUUAGAUAAACGUUAAAAGAUAAAAAAGAAUUGAUCGUGACACUUGUACACUUUUCCAAUUUGUAAGGCAGUUCUACCAAAAUUCGCAGAUUUCGAAAUGUCAAAUAAUCAAGACCCCCUUAACUCUUUCAUGCAUGGUGACCACUUAUGGGGGCAUUUGCAUGAGGGGGUUGAUAACACCAUUUUCGACACGAUUAGUGUAUAUUAUGGGAGUGAUCAUUCAGCUUCGCAUGGCGUAUCUUAGUUGCGUUUUUCAAUCACGUGUGACAUCACGUUGUUAAUUCGUUUUUCUUUAACGGUACCGAUUUUGAUUAAGUCAACGGACGAAUUCUUUCCGUUUCCAGAACUGCGCUAGUGCUAAAUUUAAUUUCUGUACGCGGGCACAAAUUAAUUUGUGCGUAUACACGCGAUGAGAAUUACUGUACAAUGUGUGUGAAAAUGGAGGAUCAUAUUUUUAUUUUGGUCGCUGUCGGACAUCUUGAGUUUAUUUGAAUCACUGACGAAUCAUUUCGCUUUGACGAAUGAGGAAAAGUUUUCUUUGCGUUUUACCCGUGUCGACGUCGAUUUUUAUAUCGUUUUCGUUUAAUGUGCCCGACGAGUAGGACUGCCGCGGACUCAUCGUUGCAUGUUGCUUUCAUUUAUCGUAGAGUCCUUGAUUUUUAUUUUAUCCUUUUUUUUUCUCUGAGUCCUUAAGGUGUUAUGAAAGUGGCAUCAAUCAAAGAGGUCUUGUUCGUGAAGCUUUUCUCCUAACUGGGUGUACCGAAUCGUUUAAAAGUUUACAACGUGGAUGUGGGGGCUAUGAAGAAGAUCCUGGCACUCGUGAAAUUCUAAUGUUUUGAAAAUUUGUUCAUAGAUAUUUUCAAAACUUUUUAUAGAAAAUAAAAUUUCAUGGGCGUGGGGACUUUCUUUAUAGUCUCCAUGUUCACGGUUUAAAAUUUGAAACUAUUCGGUACACCCACUUCGAAUAAAACUUUCCCGAACGAUUCAUCUCUCAGAUGUCACUUUCAUAUCACCUUAAAAGAUACGCAAAACCCAUCCGAGGUGCGCAUCGAACAUUUUGUGACGAUCAGCGUCAACGGGUUUAGUCAAACUGCCUGCCCACCUGCCUGUAAACUACAUUGCCUCGACAAAUAUGUCUAAUUUAUUGAUGAUAUGACACAGUUACGGACGAUUUUACCUGCAAGUGAAUGCGAGAGUUACUCCGAGAAUAAAUGCGCGCUUCGGUGUUGGACGAGCCAUAAAAGAGACUACAAACGUGAGUCAAAAGUCGAUCAGAAGGACAACUCUAAUCAAGACAUUAAGGGAACCGAUAAUUUUAUUUCAGAUACGUUGCAUUUCCUCUCUAAUUUCGAGUUUACUCUGGAAUUAUGCAUGUCCCUUUCCGUCACAAGAUUAUUUUACGCUAUUUCACUUCGGUCUAUAGCCUAAACUGCUUGUGCAUGCAAUGAAUAGGGGAACGUCUCAAGAGUGCAGUCUAGACUCGAUUUUAGGACAUAUAUUUCUGAAUUUUACAGGAAUAGGUUCAGAGGAAGAUUUUUGCACUAAUUUAGUCAUUAGUUGGCAGUAUUUUUCCGGAAUAUUUUCCAUGCGCUUGCAUUUCUUUUUUUCAUCUUUUGAUCGUACUCUUGACUCACGUUGUAGCCCAUGAUAAGAGCGAGCUUCUUUGCCCCUUUGACAAGCGUUCCUCGGGCGUGUUCGCGUCGCUUAAAAAGGAAAUCUUGCGAGUCCUGGAGAAACCAAUCUACAAGGACAUUUUCGCCAAAACGGCCUUGUCUUAAUAUGGACUCAUUGUGUCAUUGUCGGUGUCGAAAAACGGUGAAUGUUUCGAAGUAACCCAGAGGGGAAAGAGCCGGUCAUGUCCUUCCCCGGCCGCGCCAUGUCCACCGUGUACAUGUAUUUUACAUUUAUUUCUUUUGCGUUAAGCCUGGACUAUUGCAACGAGCGAUCUCACGUCUUUUAGGCAUGUAAGGUUUGUAAGUUUAGCGUGGUAAACUGCUGUAUAGUGGCGAGUGACGAAGAUUCUAUUGAUAUUGUAAUGCCUUAAUGUUAACGAUUACGAUGAUAGCGCUAUUUUAGUUGAACGCCUCGGUACACCCAAUUAAUCUCGUUUUACCCCCUCUGCUCCAUGAUUUGAUAAGACCUCCAUUUCUUUUUGUACAUUUCGAAGUGUCUUGACAUUAUCGACGGAGACGACGACUGCGAAGCUAAAUGCGACGACGAUAACGAUGACGACGACGAGAGUGAACGUGUAUAGAGCGGAAUGCUGUCUCAAAAAUAGUUCAGGCUGGAUGUCGAUGUUUGUAGCGAAUAAACAAAAAAAAACACACAGCAUAUUGUAAUUAAAAUUGAAAAUCAUUAAUACGCAGGCUUUUCAUUGCUUAUGCUUAACCCUCUCCUCCCACGGUCACGUAAAAUGAUUUAUUCCCUCAUUUCAAUACAUAAAUAAUUCGGUACUAACUCCCGCUAAAAAAAAAUGUUUACUUAAGUAAAUAUAAAUUGUUUGAAAACUUCUGCGACUGAACGCAAAUAUAACAUUGUCCUACUCAACUGGCGAGAUAACAGGAUAGUCUAAACAAUAAUAAUGAUAAUUGUGAAAAAGAAAA
Molecule: messenger RNA, 8916 nt
Organism: Orussus abietinus
Lineage: Eukaryota; Metazoa; Arthropoda; Insecta; Hymenoptera; Orussidae
Product: protein gustavus
Exons: 6
Coding region: 217-1539 (440 amino acids)
Biological process (GO): proteasome-mediated ubiquitin-dependent protein catabolic process; intracellular signal transduction
Cellular component (GO): SCF ubiquitin ligase complex
Molecular function (GO): protein binding
Source: RefSeq, a predicted model, not a curated record